CCUGCAUACUGCCCAUUUCCACCAACUGUCCUCUGGACUGUCCACGCUUCCGUGAGAUUAGGUCACGCAUUUUAAUAAUAUUGAAAUCACUUUUUAACCGACUUUUCCCGGAAGGAGAAGCAUUUUCUUACAUGUUCAUCGAUUUCUUAUUUCGAGACCCGUGGUUCAAUUUAAAAAACUUUUUGUAAUGUGUAUUUGCAAGAAUAGGCCAUUUUUGUAUUUUCUGGUUAUUCAAAAAUAAGUUUGCUUUAUUUUCGACGCGAUAUUUUUAGAAAAAUCUUCGCAGUCAAAGUGCGUUCGAAUUUUUAACCGACUUACAAAUCUCAAAAAUAGGCUUACAAGACGAUCGUAUGUUUUGUAAAUUUAUUCUAUGUGUUUUUAUUAAAAACUUUUUAAUAAUGAUCGAUUUUAGCAAAAUCUAUAAUACGAUUCGUUUUCUAGAACAGAUAUUCGUUUAAAUAAUUUUUGGUUUUAGUCAGAUCUUAUGUACUUUUAUUAUUAAAUUGUAAUUGUAAGAAAACUAGUGAUAAUGUGUAACUUACAAAUUUUCUACAAUGAUCUCAAAGCUGCGAUCCUCAACUUUAGGUUGGACUUGUGUUGUUUUGUGUUCAGUGUCAAAGCUGGGAUACUACUCUGUGGAUACUUUAAUGUGAUUUCAAACAUGAUUUGCCUCAUAGCAGUGUCUACCGAGGUGUUCCCUCCUCUUAUGAUGAACGCCCAGCAAACCUAUAUGGACGGGGAGUACAUCAAGUCAACUUGCGCCUUCGCGUACAGCGCCGAUUUGUGUCUAGCCGUGCUCUUACUGUGUGCGAGGUAUCGGAAAGAUAUCGUGCUGUUAACGUACUACAUGUAUUGCGGUUUGGCCAUGCUUGCUUCUACCAUCCUCGUCUACUCAAUGGUCAUCGGGGUCCUGACGGUGUUGCAUACUUGCACACUGGUUAUUAGCCUAACGUACCAGACCUACAUCAUUUUGUUAGUUCGCAGUAUGAUGGUAGAUUUAAAACACGAAGCAGAGAGAUUUGAAUACUUCUACCAAAACUAUCCAGUCUAUUUUAAACACGAUAUUGAAGCUGGUGAUUAUCCUCUAGAAACAUAUGAAAAAUAUGAUCCAAGUUCUAGAAAGAGUUCAGAAAUCGUGCCACCUGUAAAAACUCUACCUAAGACAACAACGAAAGAAGUAGAAGACGCUAAAGAAUCAAACACAAAAGAGGUUAUAACUAUAAUUGAACCGAAGAAAACUAGUAAUUCUGAAGAACAAAAACCAAGUGAAGAUAAAGUUGCUAAUGAGCUAAAAUUAAGUAAAACAGUUGAUGAUAUUCAACCAGCAACUAGUACAGCAAUGAAAGAAGAUAAAUCAAAGACAGAAGCAGUGGUAGAAGCAGCUGAAAAACCAAAGGCAUUAAGAUAUCCUUAUAAAUUUAUUGCCAUCAAAGUGCCUAAAGAAGAAUCGAUUAAGGAAGAAAAUGAAAAUGAACAAAAAGAGACAGAGAAAGUCGAUGUUAAAGAGAAAUUGAAAGUAGUAGUUACAGGGGAAGAAACAAAAGAAGUAGUAAUAUCGGAAAAAGAUAAAGACGCAGAAAAAGAGAAAGAAACAAAAGAGGUAGCUAAAGGAGAAGAGACGGAAGAAUCGGAUAAAAAAGUGAAGAAACAGAAACGGUCGAUAUUUGGAAGGAAGAAGCGUAAAGACGAUGAAAUUAAGAAGAGUUCUGAAAAGAAGAAUUAGGAUAUAAAUUAAAGAGCGAAUUGUACUGAAAGUGUGAAUAAUUAGAUGUAAUAUAAUUAAUUUAAAUAAGAACGGUUAGUGAGAUUAGAU
Leguminivora glycinivorella is the source of this 1813-nucleotide messenger RNA. RefSeq lists its product as uncharacterized. The record is from RefSeq and is a predicted model, not a curated record. Bases 530 to 1723 code for a protein of 397 amino acids. The transcript is spliced from 4 exons. NCBI's taxonomy places the organism in Eukaryota, Metazoa, Arthropoda, Insecta, Lepidoptera, Tortricidae.